UUUUCACCACUUUAUUUUCACAACUUAUAAUUGCUAUUUUGAGAAGAAGAAAAUAUGGGUUUGAAAGGAAAGUUAACUGUUGCAAUGGAGGCGAAGUGUGGAGGACACUCGAUCCAUGAUAUAAUGCACACCAAUACGCAUCGUAUACCAACUAUUAGUCCUGCAGGUAUCAACCGAUUUGAGAUUCAUGAAGGUGAAACCAUAAAGAUUGGUUCAGUUGUAAGCUGGCAUUAUAAUGAUGAUGGACAGAAAAAGAUUAUGAAGCAAAUUAUUGAAGCCAUCGAUCCACAUAAGAAAUCAAGUUGUUGGAAAGUUAUUGAAGGAGACGUGUUGGAGAUGUAUAGUUCUUUUACGUAUUUAAUAUCUUUUGAACCCCAGUGGUCAAUAUGGACAAUUGAGUACGAAAAAAAAACAGAAGACACCCCCGAGCCCCUGAUUGAAUUGGGUAUUUCUAUUGACAUGAUUAAGGAUAUAGAGAGUCACCUUUUCAAAAAUUAGGGAUAUAUAUAAAGUUUGUUGUGUGUGUGUCUUUACACAUACAUAAUCUAUGUGUGUUUGUGUCUGUAUGAUGAAUAAUUGGCAAGUUUUAGCCAUUCGUGUAAAAUAAAUAUUAUUGUAUGUGUUUGAAUAACAUAUUUUAUAUGUUAAUCCAUAUCUAUGGAUAUGUUGUAUGUGUAAGAUAUUACGUACUUAGUUAAAAUAAUU
This is a messenger RNA of Solanum tuberosum (potato), 705 nucleotides long. RefSeq names its product MLP-like protein 28. The record is from RefSeq and is a predicted model, not a curated record. The transcript has 2 exons. Gene Ontology annotation, biological process: defense response. Lineage: Eukaryota; Viridiplantae; Streptophyta; Magnoliopsida; Solanales; Solanaceae. The coding region runs from base 55 to 498 and encodes 147 amino acids.